AUGGUUGCUCCGACGUGCAGAGAAUUACAGGAUACUAACAAUAGACAACAGGGAGAAAUCGAUUCCUUACAUCAAAAGGUUAAUCAGCUAGCCUUACAACUCAAUACAACAUCGACUAAGGAGGAUGUACAAACAGUGAAGAUGGAGGUUGAAAAGAUUAUACAGUCUCUUCGAUCUGAAUUCGAGAAGACUUUGAGAUCUCAGCUGACAAAUUUUUUUUCUCACAAUCCAUAUCCGGGGGAAGCAGAAGGUUCUACAGGUGGUUAUGCUCAUACUGAAGGUAACGAUUUGUUUGCUCACACCAACAUUCGUAACCCUCACUCAAUUAAUCAUAUUCCUAAGCUCGAUUUCCCUAGAUUCGACGGAGAGAACCCAAAAAGUUGGAUACAGAAAUGUGAGUAUUAUUUUCAGAUGCAAGGCGUUCCAGACGUCAAUCGAACACGAAUGGCUGCUAUUCAUCUGGAUGGAAAAGCAACUAAGUGGUAUGCCAAUCUCUGUAUUACCCAACCCCAUAUUUCUUGGACUUGCUUUUGUGAAAAUAUUUAUGCUCGUUUUGAGAACCCAGCUCAUGAUAAUAUUGUGGGUUUAUUCAAUAAGUUGGUUCAGUUGACUACAGUUGAGGCUUAUUUUGAAGAAUUUGAAUAUUUGAAGGCAUUGUUAUUGAGUGUUCACCCACACUUCCCUGAAACUUACUUUAUAGAUAGUUUCAUUGGUGGCCUGAAGGAAGAACUAAGGGGUUCAGUACUAAUGUUUAACCCACAGACAUUGUUAAAUGCUUUUUCCCUUGCUAGAAUGCAAGAACAAACACUGAGCUUACAGCAUAGGGUGACCAAGUACCCACAAAAACAAAUUCAUACACCCAUUAAUUCUAGCAGGCCCUCCACUUCAGCCUCCUUCACCUCAACGCCACCUCCUCACCCAGCUCCUACUCCACCAGUUCCAAAGUCUAAUACCAUCAUUCCACUUAAAAAACUUACACCUGAACAAGUGCAAUCCAGGAAGGCCCAAGGCUUAUGUUUCAAUUGUGAUGAUUAUUAUAGACGAGGUCACAUUUGCAAGAAACAAUAUCUUUGUGUUCUGAUUGAUGAAGAACCUUCAGGCAGUUCAGAGCAAGAGGAUGGGUUAAUUAUGGACACAGAGGAAGUACCUGCUGUAGAAAGUGAUAUGGAGAUCUCCUUGCAUGCCCUGACAGGGACUGUAUCGGCUGAUACCAUUAGAAUUCCUGGUAUACUGCACAAGAAUCCCAUCUCUAUCCUCAUUGAUACAAGUAGCACUAACAGUUUCAUUGACAGUGCUCUGGCAAAGGAACUCCAAUGUCCAGUGACCCACACUGCUAGCUUACUAGUGACUGUGGCCAAUGGAGAGAAAAUAAUAAGCUCAGGUAUAUGUUCUCAACUUAAUUGGUCAAUGCAGGGACAUAAAUUUUGUGGGGACUUACGACUAAUUCCAUUGGGGGGUUGUGACAUUGUUUUGGGGGCUGACUGGCUCAGAAAUUUGGGUGAUGUCUUAUUCAAUCUUUCCAAGCUCUGUAUUACAUUCACAUAUAAGGGUAGGAAGAUCACUCUUACUGGAGCUCCACAAAAAUCUUCUCUGAGCAUGAUGAGUGGUUCAACAGUUAGGAAAUUCCUUCAAAAACACUCACAUGGGUUGGUAGGCCAAUUAUUCUCCAUCUCUUCCCAACCUCCUCCUUCACCACCACCCCAAAUUUCUUCCUUGUUAACUCAUUACAAGGAUGUCUUUCAUGUGCCAACAAAACUUCCUCCUACAAGGGCCCUAGACCAUAAAAUACCAUUGAAACCAAACUCAGAACCAGUUAAUCUCAGGCCUUACAGAUCCCCCUAUUUGCAGAAGGCAGUGAAAUACAACUCUUGGAGGUUCUGUGUAGACUAUAGGAAACUCAACAGUCUCACCAUCAAGGAUAAAUUUCCCAUUCCAGUCAUUGAUGAGCUCCUAGAUGAACUGCAUGGUUCCAAAUUUUUUACCAAGCUUGAUCUUAAGUCAGGUUAUCAUCAAAUUAGAGUCUCCCCUUAUGAUAUACACAAGACUGCCUUCAGGACUCACCAUGGGCAUUUUGAAUUCAAGGUUAUGCCAUUUGGCCUCACUAAUGCUCCUGCUACAUUUCAAGCUCUUAUGAAUCACAUUUUUCAAGAUCACCUCAGAUCAUUUAUACUGGUGUUUUUUGAUGAUAUAUUGGUUUACAGUCCAACCAUGGAUUCUCACUUAAUUCACCUCCAAACCACAUUGGACAUUCUCAGGGCAAACCAGUUAACUGCCAACUUUUCUAAAUGCUCAUUUGGGCAGCCUGAGAUUGAAUACUUAGGCCACAUCAUUACAGGCAAUGGAGUUAUGGCUGACCCAGCCAAAAUCUCAGCUAUGGUGGAUUGGCCUGUGCCCACCAACAUUACAGGGAUGAGAGGUUUUUGGGUCUUACUGGAUACUAUAGGAAGUUUGUGA
Papaver somniferum (opium poppy) is the source of this 2454-nucleotide messenger RNA. RefSeq lists its product as uncharacterized. The coding region runs from base 1 to 2454 and encodes 817 amino acids. The record is from RefSeq and is a predicted model, not a curated record. The transcript is spliced from 2 exons. NCBI's taxonomy places the organism in Eukaryota, Viridiplantae, Streptophyta, Magnoliopsida, Ranunculales, Papaveraceae.